AUGGCUCCUCCUCAAACCGUACCAUGUCAAUACAAGACUGGUAAGACAUUAGGCAGUGCUGUAGUGAAGGAAUGUGUUCACAUAGGUACCGGUGAUUAUUACGCUUGUAAAGUACUUAACAAGAAAUUCUUACUAGGAAGAGAACAUAUGGUUCGUAAUGAGAUUGCAGUACUCAAGAGAGUUUCGGCUGGGCAUAAAAAUAUCGUUCAGUUACAUGAUUUCUUUGAAACCACGCAUAAUCUCUACCUUGUAUUUGAUUUAUGUACCGGUGGUGAAUUGUUUGAUCGGAUCUGCGCUAGAGGAAGUUAUUUUGAGAAAGAUGCAGCCAGUAUCGUUAGAACUGUCACUUCUGCCGUGAAGUACCUACAUGAUCAAGGCAUUGUGCACCGAGAUUUGAAACCUGAAAACAUCCUAUUCAAAUCGAAAGCUGAAGAUGCCGAUCUCAUGUUGGCUGAUUUCGGUUUGUCAAAGGUCUUGGAUGAGGACAAUUUCUCGAUCUUGACUACUACUUGUGGUACCCCAGGAUACAUGGCUCCUGAAAUAUUCAAGAAGGCGGGUCAUGGAAAGCCUGUAGAUAUCUGGGCUAUCGGUGUUAUCACCUACUUCCUGUUAUGUGGAUAUACACCAUUCGAUCGAGAUUCGCAAUACGAAGAGAUGCAAGCUAUCUGCAAUGGAGAUUACAAAUUUGAACCAGCAGAAUACUGGUCAGGUGUAUCCGAAACUGCACGUGAUUUCGUCAGAAAAUGCCUCACCAUUGAUCCAACCAAUCGACCUACAGCUUCACAAGUACUUGAACACAAAUGGUUGAAGCCAGACGUAGAGAGCUUUGUCAAGGAUCCAACCAGUUCUGCUGGAUCAGCGGUUGACUUAUUACCUAAUGUUAAAGCUGCUUUCGAUGCUAAAAAGACUUUCCGAAAAGCCGUAUUGGGAAUGAUGGCGGUUCACAGAUUGCAAGACCAACAUCACCAUACAGUUGAUGGAGGUCAAACUGCUCAACAAAAAGAACAAUUAGUCAAGGACGUCGAAGAAUAUAAGAAAGAAGCUGAAAGGGAGGAUGUGAAAGAUGUCAUACAACCUUCAACCUAUUAG
Kwoniella shivajii is the source of this 1089-nucleotide messenger RNA. RefSeq lists its product as uncharacterized. Gene Ontology annotation, molecular function: ATP binding; calmodulin binding; calcium/calmodulin-dependent protein kinase activity. The record is from RefSeq and is a predicted model, not a curated record. The coding region runs from base 1 to 1089 and encodes 362 amino acids. The transcript is spliced from 12 exons. Gene Ontology annotation, biological process: protein phosphorylation; cellular response to oxidative stress. Lineage: Eukaryota; Fungi; Basidiomycota; Tremellomycetes; Tremellales; Cryptococcaceae.